Molecule: messenger RNA, 1170 nt
Organism: Aedes albopictus (Asian tiger mosquito)
Lineage: Eukaryota; Metazoa; Arthropoda; Insecta; Diptera; Culicidae
Exons: 3
Coding region: 175-774 (199 amino acids)
Cellular component (GO): nucleus
Molecular function (GO): zinc ion binding
Source: RefSeq, a predicted model, not a curated record
CAGUGGGGCGCUUGACUUCCAUCGUCGCUGGCAAGACUGUCACUGUCAGCAGCCGUCACAACAAAAUAUUUUCUGUAUUUUCGAGAAAUUUUGUGAUCCAACAAUUUAGUUAGAAAAUUUUAAUUUUGUUGAUCAAAAUCAACAUUAUCGAGCAGCUGCCCACAUUUGCCAAACAUGGGAAGCAUAGAGGAGGCGUGCAUUACCGGGUUCCUGUGCAGACUAUGCUCCCAGAUCCAUCGUUCAGUGAUUUUCAUCUACGGCGCCGAAGGAGACAAGCACAAGUUGGAACAGAAAAUCAACAACUAUCUUCCCGUAAAGAUUGCACCCACUGAUCCUCUCCCGAAGACGGUAUGCGAAGGUUGUAUGAAUAAAGUAAUCCAACACCAUGGCAUGAUUCGAAAAAUUGCGGAGACUCAGAAAAAGUUUAAAAAACUACGAGAGGAAGAGAUGCUGUUACGUCAACAGCUGAACAGGCAUUCUUCGACCAGUACGAACCAAGCCACCAGCACGUCUCCUUCGGCAAGUGGAAGCAACGUCCGUAGUACCACCAACACAAGCUCUCCAGUAACGAGCUCUGCCACACUGGAACGAACGGGCAGCAGCUCUACGGGUUCGCCCGCUGUUCUUACCACUAGUUUAAACCGUAGGAUUACUCGCCAGACGCUCAGGAUCCAUCAGCUGCAUAAUGACAUCAACAACUACAUCGAAACAAUGGACAGCAGCUCACCGUCAUCGGACGAUGACAGCGACAGUGACAGCGGAGAUGGUAACUGAAGCACCCACGAAUAUAACCACAUUGUUUCAUUUCUGAUGUCCUUCCAUCAUCGCCGCCGUUUGCAGUGUUGUCCUAAUGGGUUCGAGGAUGAUCAAAUGUAAACAAGUGAUAUCACAUACGCCACAGACAAACUGACUGGGUAUUCCAAAAAAUGUCUCGAAUGCUGUGUCUGUUUGUCUGUGGCACAUUGGCACAUGACGACUUGUAGAGAGUAGGAAGGCUGUAUUAAUUUUCUCGAUAUAAUAAAAUUGAUGAACCCACACUGUGCUCCACUCUUCCCUGCUUUCGUUUGAAAAGCUGGAUAGGCGGAUUGCUAACUAUCGUAUAUUGCGAUUAAAUACUGUACUCUUAAUUGAACUGAAGUGUAAUAAUAAAGUACGAUUAGUGUAAUAUUA